Pelobates fuscus (common spadefoot toad) is the source of this 1614-nucleotide messenger RNA. RefSeq names its product proline rich nuclear receptor coactivator 1 (gene PNRC1). NCBI's taxonomy places the organism in Eukaryota, Metazoa, Chordata, Amphibia, Anura, Pelobatidae. Gene Ontology annotation, cellular component: nucleus. The transcript has 2 exons. The record is from RefSeq and is a predicted model, not a curated record. Bases 205 to 897 code for a protein of 230 amino acids.
CGCGCUUUUAGUUCCAAACACAAACAUUCGGAGGCGGCGGGUUCCAGACCGCCAUCUUGUUAGACUGCCAGCCUUUAUCCUGGAGAGCUGAGCGGCCGCUCGGGCACAGAGCAGGACAUUACUCUGACAGGAGGGAAGACUGGGCAGCCGGGUUAGGGCAUACCGAGGCUCUGGCGAAGACGGGUUUCCGGGUACCCUGGCACCAUGUCGGAGCCCGGAGAGGGAGGAGGGGGGCGGAAGGCCGGAGCUGGGCUGAGCAGAGCCAGGGGUGGCCGCAGGAGGGGGAGAAAGAACAAAGUGAGGGCCACCCCAUUCCCUACCCGACACCAUCAGCAUCACCAGACCCGAGCCGGGGAGCCGAACCGUGACAGUGCGCCACCAGGCUUGGGGACUGGGGACCCAGGCAGGACCACCCACUACCGACAGCUGCGGAGAGAGGUAUUAAAAACAAAGGUAGUAAAGUCUGACAAAAAGUUAAAACAAUCUGAUAAGAGUACCUCUUCCCACAGUCCUUCAACUCAGCGAUGUGAACAACGGAGCCUUCACAAACCGAAAGGCAAAUGCUAUAUUCAACACACAAAGUCAAAUUAUCAGAGAAAAACUGAAAAAUUUCAGCCAGAAUCCGAUAUCGCCAAUCAUUCAUUUCGAAGUUCAAAUAAGAAACCCUUAGCCAGUGCUGAAAAUGUCAGGAAUCUUAAAGCAAAAACUGAUUUCUUUCCCACAGGCCGAAUUGACAAGGAAAUAAAUUAUGCAGGAGCAAAAUUUAGUGAUCCUCCUUCCCCGAGUGUCCUUCCAAAACCCCCAAGUCACUGGAUGGGAAUGAAGGGUCAAGAGUCUGACCAGUGUAAGGAGCUCAUGACAUAUCAACUGAAAACCUUACUGAAAGUCCAGUUAUAAUCCUUCUACAAUCCACACGUUCACCUUAACUGAAUCUUGCAAAAACUCUGAACUUUCAUUUUUGUAAGAAAGUAAAUUUGAAUUUUACAUGUGUACAGAUGUCUAGUAUUAUAUUUUGUAUGGUUGUGUAAAUAGUGUACACAGUGUAAUAUGUGUAUAUCCAUGUUUAUACUCCAAGUAAAUUUUUAGUUUUGUUAUAAAACUAUGUAUUUUGACCUGACGAGCUGAGUUUUUUUAAAUGUAAAGUCAUAAUGCGAAUGUGCAGCAAGAUAAAAUGACUAUGAAAGACCUGCCUUUGAAAAUACUUGAGGUUUUUGUCAAUACCCAGAAAGGAAAUUGCUAUUCAGCUAUUACAGGGACCAAGAAUGAAUAAAAGACUACACUUUGUUUUUGAUCAGCUUUGCAGUGUUGCCAACGGAACUGCUAAAACUUGAUUUAAAAUUUAAAAAAAAAUAUUUCAGUAUCUCAUCCUACAAGUUUUUAUGGAACAGAACAGUCAAUUUUAAUGUAUCUGACUGCACUGUUUUUUUAGUUUCGUUUUCUGAGCAAAAUUAAAAUUGGACUGCGUAUUGGCAUUACAGUCUUCUUAAUUACUAAUAAAAUUGUGAAUUAAUUUUUUUUUUUUUUAAACUUGCCACUGAACCUAUGAUACUGAUAAUCUUCCCCAGUUACCAAUUGACUAUGUUAAAAUAAAUAUAAUUAAUUUGGCCUCCCCAA